Gilbertella persicaria is the source of this 390-nucleotide messenger RNA. RefSeq lists its product as uncharacterized. NCBI's taxonomy places the organism in Eukaryota, Fungi, Mucoromycota, Mucoromycetes, Mucorales, Choanephoraceae. The transcript has 3 exons. Bases 90 to 296 code for a protein of 68 amino acids. The record is from RefSeq and is a predicted model, not a curated record.
AAAAAAACCAUCCUUAUAUAUACAACAAACAACAACAACAACAACAAAUUCAUUUUAUUUAAAAAUUUUUUUUUCUUGCUUCUAUUCUAAUGCAUUCUACUCUCCUUUUUGUUCUGUUAACAUUUCUAUACAUAUAUGUUUAUAUAAAAAAAAAGAGAUUUUCUCUUUCUUUUUUUCAAAAAAAAAAAAAUAAAUCCAAUUUACGGAAAAGUCGAAAAUUGGAAAUAGACCAUCAGUUUAUCCUUUCAGCACUUAUUUUAUCUAUCAUUAAAAGACAACAGGCUUUGGCUAAGUAAUGUCCUCAUCUGGUCUAUUUAAUUUAAAAGAAAAAAGAAAAAAAAAAUUCUCGCCCAGAACAAUUUUGUUGUUACAAGAGCGAAUGUACUUUAU